AUGGCUGAGAGCAUUGAGGUUCCUAAGACGGAUGCGUUAGGCAGAAAGGUGUGGGACAAGGCGUUCUACGCUAAGAGAGCAGCGGUUCGUCAGUUUGAGGACGGCCAAGAUUUCGAUCAUGACGACUUUUUAUUAGACCCCAGCCAAAGCAGAAAAAAGGCAAGGAAAGAGGCACCUCCACCAGCUGAACGGCGUCCGUUGGAACAACGAAAGGACGCUGUUUCUUUGGAUACAGAACUAGGGAAAUCAAAAAUUGUUACAACUCAUACCCCCAAACAACAACAAGGAGGUUAUUGGUGCACAGUGUGCGAAUGUCUUAUUAAGGAUAGCCAAGCGUAUUUGGAUCAUAUCAAUGGGAAGCGGCAUAAUCGUUCAUUGGGAAUGACAAUGAGGGUCGAGAGGGUUGGAGUGGAUCGUGUCAAGCAACGACUGAAUCAGAUCAAGCAGGUACAGCAUGGAGAAGAGGAUCAAGAAGCUAACGAUAGUCCAGCAGCAAUUGCUGCAAGACUUCGUAGAAUGUUCGAAGAACAAGCGAAAGCUUCUGCAAACUAA
Messenger RNA from Condylostylus longicornis, 552 nucleotides. RefSeq names its product zinc finger matrin-type protein 2-like. The transcript has 2 exons. Gene Ontology annotation, molecular function: nucleic acid binding; zinc ion binding. Gene Ontology annotation, cellular component: U4/U6 x U5 tri-snRNP complex; spliceosomal complex. Gene Ontology annotation, biological process: mRNA splicing, via spliceosome. The record is from RefSeq and is a predicted model, not a curated record. The coding region runs from base 1 to 552 and encodes 183 amino acids. NCBI's taxonomy places the organism in Eukaryota, Metazoa, Arthropoda, Insecta, Diptera, Dolichopodidae.